Molecule: messenger RNA, 2532 nt
Organism: Rangifer tarandus platyrhynchus (Svalbard reindeer)
Lineage: Eukaryota; Metazoa; Chordata; Mammalia; Artiodactyla; Cervidae
Source: the annotation of a GenBank genome assembly
AUGAGACCAAGAGGCUUUUGGCUACAUCUCACACUGCUUGGAGCCUCCCUGCCUGUUGCGCUGGGAUGGAUGAACCUGGGAGCCAGCGGAGGAUGGAACGUGGGUGUGGAAGAGUCCCCGGCAGAGGAAUCCAGAAGCGUUGAAGUCAUAAGAAGAGAAGGACUUUCCAGCCAUGACGAGCUGCCAGCCUCCUGCGGGAAGAAGUUGUGCAGCCGCGGGAGCAGGUGUACGCUCAGCAGGGAGACGGGGGAGCCCGAGUGCCGAUGCCUGGAGGCCUGCCGGCCCAGCUACGUGCCUGUGUGUGGCUCAGACGGGAGGGUGUACGAAAACCACUGUGAGCUCCACCGGGCUGCCUGCCUGCUGGGGAAGAAGAUCGUCAUGGUCCGCAGCAAGGGCUGCUUCCUUAAAGGUGACCCGUGCACCAUGGCCGACUACGCCCGCCUGAAGAAGGUCCUUCUGGCACUGCAGAGCCGCUUGCAGCCACUCCUCGAAGGGGACAGCAGACAAGACCCCGCCUCCCAGAAGCGCCUCCUGGUGGAGUCUCUGUUCAAGGACUUCGACACAGAUGGAGACGGCCACCUCGGCAGCUCUGAGCUGGCCCAGCACGCACUGAAGGAGCAGGACCUGGAGGAGGACUUCCUGGGGUGCUCGCCGGGCGACCUCCUCCGAUUUGAUGACUACAACAAAGACGGCCUCCUGACCCUUCAUGAGUUCUACACAGCCUUCCAGGUGGUGCAGCUCAGCCUCGCCCCUGAGGAGCAGGUCAGUGUGGCCACAGUGACUGUGGGACUCAGCACGGUGCUGACCUGCGCCAUCCGUGGAGACCUGCGGCCACCCAUCGUCUGGAGGCGCAACGGGCUGGCCCUGAACUUCCUGGAUUUGGAAGACAUCAAUGACUUCGGAGAGGACGACUCCCUCUACAUCACCAAGGUGACCACCAUCCACAUGGGCAAUUACACCUGCCAUGCCUCCGGCCACGAGCAGCUGUUCCAGACCCACGUCCUGCAGGUGAAUGUGCCACCCGUCAUCCGCGUCUAUCCAGAGACCCAGGCACAGGAGCCCGGGGUGGCGGCCAGCCUGAGAUGUCACGCAGAGGGCAUUCCUAUGCCCAGAAUCACUUGGCUAAAAAAUGGCAUGGAUGUCUCAACCCAGAUGUCAAAACAGCUCUCCCUUUUAGCCAAUGGGAGCGAGCUCCACAUCGGCAGUGUUCGAUAUGAAGACACAGGGGCUUAUACCUGCAUUGCCAAAAAUGAAGUCGGUGUGGAUGAAGAUAUUUCCUCCCUCUUUAUUGAAGACUCAGCUAGAAAGACCCUUGCAAACAUUCUAUGGCGAGAAGAAGGCCUCAGUGUGGGAAACAUGUUCUACGUCUUCUCCGACGAUGGCAUAAUCGUCCUGCACCCAGUGGACUGUGAGAUCCAGAGGCACCUCAAGCCCACGGAGAAGAUCUUCAUGAGCUACGAGGAAAUAUGUCCUCAAAAGGACGGGGACGCCUCCCCGCCCUGCCAGUGGGCAUCAGCAGUGAACGUCAGGCACCGCUACAUCUACGUGGCCCAGCCCACAAUGAGCAGAGUCCUCGUGGUCGACGUGCAGGCUCAGAAAGUCCUUCAGUCCAUAGGUGUCGAUCCUCUGCCGGCUAAGUUGUCCUAUGACAAAUCACAUGACCAAGUGUGGGUCCUGAGCUGGGGGAACGUGCACAAGUCCCAGCCAAGCCUCCAGGUGAUCACAGAGGCCAGCACUGGCCAGGGACAGCGCCUCAUCCGCACACCCUUUGCCGGAGUGGAUGACUUCUUCAUUCCCCCAACAAACCUCAUCAUCAACCAUGUCAGGUUCGGCUUCAUCUUCAACAAGUCUGACCUUGCCAUCCACAAAGUCGACCUGGAAACACUGAUGCCCCUCAAGACCAUCAAGCUGCAGAGCCACGGCUGCCUGCCGCAGGCCAUGGCCCACACCCACCUGGGUGGCUACUUCUUUGUCCAGUGCCGGCAGGACAGCUCUUCUGAGGCCCCCCCGCAGCUGCUGAUCGAUAGCGUCACAGACGCGGUGGUCGGACCCAAUGGCCAGGUCACUGGCACCCCGCACACAUCCCCGGAUGGGCGCUUUGUAGUCAGCGCCGCCCCGGGCAGCCCCCAGCUGCACGUGCAGGAGAUCUCACUGCGGGGGGAGAUCCAAACCCUCUAUGACCUGAAAGUGAGCCCGGGUGUCUCAGAUGUGGCCUUCCAACGCUCCUUCACCCAGGGAGACCAGUACCAUGUCUACGCCACACUUGAGACAGAGCCAGACCUGCUGUUCCUGGAGCUGUCCACGGGCAAGACGGGCAUGCUGAAGGGCCUGAAGGAGCCCGCGCCCACAGGGCCGGCCCGGGCCUGGGGAGGGCCCCGCAGGAUCGUGAGGGACAGCGGGCUGUUCGGGCAGUACCUCCUCACGCCCACCCGGGAGUCGCUGUUCCUCAUCAACGGGAGACAGAACGCACUGCGGUGCGAGGUGGCAGGCGUGAAGGGGGGGACCACGGUGGUGUGGGUGGGCGAGGUAUGA